GCUCCUUUUUCUACGUUUUCUGGCGGAAAUCUUCCUCUUUGCCACUUUUUAUAUGCAUACAUUCGUAAUAUUAUUCCCACAACGCCUCUCUUCCCCUGCUCUACUUGGUUAGUUUCUUUUUCGCGAUUAAUUGCCGAUGGCUUUCAGGGCAACCAGGCAAUGGAGAAAAUUAAUGGUGACGGGGCGAUUGGGGGAGAAGCAAUCAUUUGCAACAGCGAGCAGCAGUCCAAAGAUUGCAGAAAGCGGUCACAACAAAUAUGCAUUAAUGGGAGAGUUUGCGCCUGUAUAUAUGGUGAUGGGAUUUGUAAGUGUGGCAAUUGGGAUCGGAUUGCACACUGCAAAGCAGCAGCUGGUGCAUUCCCCGAGUGUUAACAUCAGUAAGAAAAGGAGAGAAUCGCUACCGGAGGUUGAUAUCCCUGAGGUCGUUAGUUGCAAUGGUGAUAAAUUUAUCAACAAAUCAUUCCUGAGGAAGGUGGCUCAUAUUCAGAAGGAUAAACGCACUCUUCCUGAUCCGACCCUCCCUAAUCCUUACACGAGGUCUCGAGAAGCAGAGACCCUCGCUACAGUUGGUGUGAAUCCACGGCGCCACUGAUCGAAUUAACACCUAUCCAUUCUAUUUCUUCUCUGUUAUGUUUCUGUUUUCACAUCAUUAUUUAUUUUCUUUUUAAUUAGUCUCCAUGCCAUUUUGUAAAUACAAUAUUCAAUCUCUGGGUUAUUGUCUUAA
This is a messenger RNA of Ricinus communis (castor bean), 724 nucleotides long. RefSeq lists its product as uncharacterized. Lineage: Eukaryota; Viridiplantae; Streptophyta; Magnoliopsida; Malpighiales; Euphorbiaceae. Bases 137 to 592 code for a protein of 151 amino acids. The record is from RefSeq and is a predicted model, not a curated record. The transcript is spliced from 3 exons.